GCCUUGCCGUGUGUUUACGUGGAGACGAAGAUGGCGGCGGCGGUGACGGCGUUGCCCGUGCGGCUGAGGACGGUCAGCCAGUGAGCGCGGAGACUGGUUCCACGCCGGGCGGGGGGGAGCGCCAGGCCCGGCCCUGCUCCUUAGGCGGCGGAUCUUGCGGUCCCACCUCUAUCGGAAUCGACCUUUCCUUUUUACCCCCGACCCUCUCCCUGUCUUCCCCCAGCUUUCCCUUCAGAGGCCAUGGAGGACGAGGAGAGACAGAAGAAACUGGAGGCCGGCAAAGCGAAGAAACAAGGCUGCAGUGAUCGUUUGUGUAACUAAAUCUUUUGCAUGGACUAAUUAAAUUUAGUACAAAUCAGUAGAAGUCCCAGAAAUUUCACAAGCUUGCCCAGUUUCGACAAAGGAAAGCUCAAUCUGAUGGGCAGAAUCCUUCUAAGAAGCAGAAAAAAAAGAGGAAAACUUCAAGCAGUAAACAUGAUGUGUCAACAUACCAUGCUUUGAAUAUUGAGCACUCACAGAGUGAUGAAAUGUACAUAAAUAGUUCUCAGAGGGUAGGAACAGCCGUGACUCCUGAAUCCACAAUAAUCAAACGUGAUGAGGUCUUCUCUGUUGAACCAGAAAGUGAGAUUUCAACUACGGCAGAUGAUUAUAGUUCAGAGGUAAAUGGUUGCAGUUUUGUGGUGAGAACAGAAAAACCUACAAAUUUAUUAAGGGAAGAAGAAUUUGGUGCUGAUGAUUCUUAUUCUGAACAUGGAGCACAGUACAAUCAGACCCACCUAGAGAUGAUGGAAAAUGAAUUGGCUGGUAAACAGCAUGAAAUUGAAGAGCUGAACAGAGAACUAGAAGAAAUGAGAGCCACCUACGGGACUGAUGGACUGCAGCAGUUACAAGAAUUUGAAGCUGCCAUUAAGCAAAGAGAUGGCAUCAUAACCCAGCUCACUGCUAAUUUACAACAAGCAAGGAGAGAAAAGGAUGAGACAAUGAGAGAAUUCUUAGAGUUGACAGAACAAAGUCAAAAAUUACAGAUUCAGUUCCAACAUUUACAGGCUAGUGAAACUCUAAGAAACAGCACUCACAGUAACACAGCUGCAGAUUUAUUACAAGCAAAACAACAGAUCCUCACUCAUCAGCAACAGCUGGAAGAACAAGACCAUUUAUUAGAAGAUUAUCAAAAAAAGAAAGAAGACUUCAAAAUGCAAAUUAGUUUCUUGCAAGAGAAAAUUAGAGCAUAUGAAAUGGAACAAGACAAAAAAGUAGAAAGCUCAAAUAAAGAAAUACGGGAAAAGGAUACAAUCAUUGAAGAAUUAAAUACAAAAAUAAUAGAAGAUGAAAGAAAAACUCUAGAGCUAAUGGAUAAAGUCACAGCUGCUGAUAAAUUACUAGAAGAAUUACAAGAACAGGUUGUACAAAAGAACCAAGAGAUUAAAAAUAUGAAAUUAGAGCUGACUAAUUCCAAGCAAAAAGAAAGACAGUGUUCUGAAGAAAUAAAACAAUUAAUGGGGACAGUUGAGGAACUUCAGAAGAAAAAUCAUAAAGAUAGCCAAUUUGAAACUGAUAUUCUCCAAAGAAUGGAACAAGAAACACAAAGAAAGUUAGAACAGCUCCGGGCAGAGCUGGAUGAGAUGUAUGGGCAGCAGAUAGUACAGAUGAAACAGGAGUUAAUAAAACAGCACAUGUCACAGAUAGAUGAACUUAAAAUACGACAUAAGGGAGAAAUGGAGAAUGCUUUAAGAUCAUAUCCAAGUAUUACAGUUAAUGAUCAAAUAACGUUAAUGAAUAUGGCAAUAAAUGAACUGAAUGUAAAAUUGCAAGAUACUAACUCUCAAAAAGAAAAACUCAAGGAAGAACUAGGAAUAAUUUCAGGAGAAAAGUCUGCUCUACAGAGACAGCUUGAAGACCUUUUUGAAGAAUUGAGCUUUUCAAGGGAACAAAUUCAGAGAGCUAGACAGACAAUAGCUGAACAAGAAAGUAAACUCAGUGAAGCACACAAAUCCCUUAGUACAGUGGAAGAUUUGAAAGCUGAGAUUGUUUCUGCAUCUGAAUCCAGAAAAGAACUAGAAUUAAAACAUGAGGCAGAAGUUACAAAUUACAAGAUAAAACUUGAAAUGUUAGAAAGGGAAAAGAAUGCUGUAUUAGACAGAAUGGCUGAAUCGCAAGAAGCUGAAUUAGAGAGGCUGAGGACACAGCUUCUGUUUAGUCAUGAAGAAGAACUUUCCAAACUGAAAGAAGAUUUAGAAAUCGAACAUCGAAUAAAUAUUGAGAAACUAAAAGAUAAUUUAGGCAUUCACUAUAAACAGCAGAUAGAUGGCUUACAGAAUGAAAUGAGUCAAAAGAUAGAAACCAUGCAGUUUGAAAAAGACAGUUUGAUAACUAAGCAGAAUCAAUUAAUUUUGGAAAUUUCAAAGCUAAAAGAUUUACAGCAGUCCCUUGUGAAUUCAAAAUCAGAAGAAAUGACUCUUCAAAUCAAUGAACUUCAAAAAGAAAUUGAAAUACUCAGGCAAGAAGAAAAGGAAAAGGGUACACUUGAACAAGAAGUUCAAGAAUUACAACUUAAAACUGAAUUAUUGGAGAAACAAAUAAAGGAAAAAGAGGAUAACCUUCAAGAAAAAUUUAAACAACUUGAAGCAGAGAAUAGCACUCUUAAAGAUGAAAAGAAAGCCCUUGAAGACAUGUUGAAAAGGUAUACGCCUGUUAACCAAGAAGAAAGAUUAAUUUUCAUAGACUCCAUUAAAUCCAAAUCCCAAGACUAUAACUGGCAAAAAGAAAUAGAAAUACUUACAGAGGAAAACAAGGACCUCAAAAAACAAUGUAUUGAGCUAACUGAAGAGAUUGAAAGGCAAAGGAACACUUUUUCAUUUGCUGAAAAAAAUUUUGAAGUUAACUAUCAGGAGUUACAGGAGGACUAUGCUUGCCUUCUCAAGGUAAAAACUGACUUAGAAGACAGCAAAAACAAACAAGAAGUAGAGUAUAAAAGUAAGCUUAAAACACUUAGUGAAGAGCUUCAUCAUCUGCAAAGAAUAAAUCCAACUAUGGUAAAAAUGAAAGGUUCAGUCUUUGAUGAUGACAAAACUUUCAUAGGGGAACCAUUGGAAACCGGUGAUGUUGUUGAGAAAGAUACAACAGAACUUAUGGAAAAACUUGAGGUAACCAAGCGAGAAAAGUUAGAACUGGCGGAGAGAUUGUCUGAUCUUUCUGAACAAUUAAAACAGAAACAUGGUGAGAUUAGUUUUCUGAGUGAAGAAGUGAAGUCUUUAAAGCAAGAGAAAGAGCAAGUUUUAUUGAGAUGUAGAGAGCUAGAAAUCAUCAUUAACCAUAAACGGACAGAAAAUGUAAAUGUUUGUGAUGCUCAGUUGGUCUCUUUAAAAGAUGGUGGUGUGACUAUGACAGGCAAGGAUUCUGGAGAGUUAGUUUCUAAAAUAAAUAAAGAUUUUGUUGAAGAAUCAAAAAUAAUGGAGGAAGAUAAAAUUCCUUUUGAAAAUAAGACUGUUGGAAAAGAAGGCAAGCAAGAACAGUUGUUUUUGGAUCAUUUGCCAUUAGUGACAAAUGGAUCAUCACUUGGGACAACUGAACCAAGUAGAAAUGAUAAACUUCAGUGGGAACUUAGUGUACUUAAAUCAGAACAGAAUGAUUUAAGGCUACAGAUGGAAGCUCAGCGUAUAUGCCUCUCUCUGGUUUAUUCAACACAUGUGGAUCAAGUUCGUGAAUAUAUGGAAAAUGAAAAAGAUAAAGCUCUUUGUAGUCUUAAGGAGGAACUUAUUUCUGCCCAAGAGGAAAAGAUAAAGGAACUUCAGGAAAUACACCAGCAAGAGCUACAGAAUAUAAAAACGCAAGAAACAGGUGGUGAAGCGAAGCCUUUACAAAUGCUCAUUGGAAAACUACACAAGGCAGUGUCUGAAGAAUGUUCUUAUUUUACACAGACUUUUUGCAAUGUCCUUGGUGAACAUUAUACUUCUGCUUUAAAAUGUGAAGUAAAUGUAGAAGAGAGAGAGAGUUCUGGUGUUCACACUUCUGAAAAUCAAGAACUAGAAUUGCAAGAUUAUAGAUAUGAAGUUCAAGACUUGCAAGAAAAUAUGCAAACUCUUCUCAACAAAGUAACAGAAGAAUACAACAAACUCUUGGUACUUCAAACACGAUUAAGUAAGGUUCAGGGACAGCAGACAGAUAAUGUGAAACUUGAGUUUGCAGAAGGAAACCUACCAAAAGAGGAAACAGAGUUAUCAGCCUCUCAGAUGACCAAUUUGCAAGACAUUGAUGUCUGUCAUGAAAGCAAGUUAUCUCUGCAAGAUUCUGAAAAAAUUAAACAACUUGAAGGACAAGUUCAAGAAUUAGAAAACCUCAUAUCCUCUUUGCAGCAACAAUUGAAAGAAACUGAAGAAAACUAUGGGGCAGAGAUCCACUGUUUGCAGGAAAGGCUUCAAGCUGUCACUGUAUCCACAGUUCAGCCAAGUUUCUCCAUUGAUUCAAUGGUAAUUACUGAAUCUGAUGUCCGGAAAACAAUAUAUCCUGGAAGUUGUCUAAACCAGAACAUUGAUGGUACAAUAGAGUUUUCUGGUGACUUUGGAGUGAAACAGGAAACAAAUAUGGUUAAGUUGCUGGAAAAACAAUACCAAGAACGAUUAGAAGAAGAAGUAGCUAAGGUCAUUGUAUCAAUGAGUAUAGCAUUUGCUCAACAAACUGAACUAUCUAGAAUAUCUAGGGAAAAAGAGGAUACUACAUCAUCAAAACAAGCACAUGCUUUCUGUCAGCAAGAACAUUUAAAUAAAAGGAAACUAUCACAGGGUCAAACUUUUGAAGCAAUGGACAUGAAAUUUAAAGAAGAAUUUAAACCACUCAGUAAAGAGUUAAGAGAAAAUGGAAAGGAAGUUCUGUAUUCAAACAAUGAUAAUCUUGAUGAUAAACUAGAAUCGAAGGACCAUGAACUGACUAUUUCAGAAGAAAUGUUCUCCAGAGAUAAAACAUUUAUAGUCAGAGACCCUAUCCAUGAUGAGAUUUUGGUGUCAAGUAUGGAUGCUUCUAGACAACUAAUGUUAAAUGAAGAACAGUUGGAAGAUAUGAGGCAGGAACUUGUACGACAAUACCAAGAACAUCAGCAGGCAACAGAACUGUUACGGCAGGCACACAUGCGCCAGAUGGAGAGACAGCGAGAAGACCAGGAACAGCUACAAGAAGAGAUUAAGAGACUGAAUAGACAGUUAGCCCAGAGAUCCUCAAUAGAUAAUGAGAACCUGGUUUCAGAGAGAGAGAGGGUGCUUUUAGAGGAGCUGGAAGCACUAAAGCAGCUGUCUCUAGCUGGAAGAGAGAAGCUGUGUUGUGAGCUGCGCAACAACAGUACGCAGACACAGCAGAAUGGAGAUAAAAACCAAGAGGAAAUUGAAGAACAGACCUUUAAAGAAAAGGAGUCAGACAGAAAACCUGAAGAUGUGCCUCCUGAUAUUCUGACCAAUGAAAGGUUUGCACUCCAGAAAGCUAAUAACAGACUUCUGAAGAUUCUCUUAGAAGUUGUGAAGACAACAGCAGCUGUUGAAGAAACAAUUGGUCGCCAUGUUCUUGGUAUUCUAGACAGAUCUAGUAAGGUCCAGUCAUCUGCCAGCUUGAUUUGGAGAUCAGAAGCAGAGGCACCUAUAAAGUCAAAUAUCCAUGAGGAACACACAGGAGUUACAGAUGAAUCUAUACCCUCUUAUUCUGGAAGUGAUAUGCCAAGAAAAGACAGUAGUAUGUGGUCAAAAGUAACUGAAGAAGGGACAGAUCUCUCAGAACGGCUUGUGAGGAGUGGUUUUGCUGGAACUGAAAUAGACCCUGAAAAUGAAGAACUUAUGCUGAGUAUCAGCUCUCGACUACAAGCAGCAGUUGAGAAACUCUUAGAAGCUAUAAGUGAAACCAGCAGUCAGCUUGAACAUGCAAAAGUUACACAGACAGAGUUGAUGCGGGAGUCAUUUCGACAGAAACAAGAAGUAACCGAGUCCCUUAAGUGCCAAGAAGAGCUGCGAGAGCGCCUUCAUGAGGAGUCCAGGGCCAGAGAACAGCUGGCUGUGGAGCUCAGUAAGGCUGAGGGUGUCAUUGAUGGCUAUGCAGAUGAAAAAACUCUUUUUGAAAGGCAAAUUCAGGAAAAAACUGAUAUAAUAGAUCGUCUUGAGCAGGAAUUGUUAUGUGCAGGUAGUAGAUUACAAGAGUUGGAAGCAGAGCAACAGCAGAUCCAAGAAGAAAGAGAAUUACUGUCCAGACAGAAAGAAGCUAUGAAAGCAGAGGCAGGCCCAGUUGAACAGCGACUAGUAGAUGCUGCAGUCGAUGCAGCACCUGGAGCAGAAUUACUACAGGAGACAGAAAAACUAAUGAAGGAAAAACUAGAAGUACAGUGCCAAGCUGAAAAAGUGCGUGAUGACCUUCAAAAACAAGUGAAAGCUCUAGAAAUAGAUGUUGAGGAACAAGUCAGUAGGUUUAUAGAGCUGGAACAAGAAAAAAAUGCUGAGCUUAUGGAUUUACGACAGCAAAACCAAGCACUGGAAAAGCAAUUAGAAAAAAUGAGAAAAUUUUUAGAUGAGCAAGCCAUUGAUAGAGAACAUGAGAGAGAUGUAUUCCAACAGGAAAUACAGAAACUAGAACAGCAACUUAAGGUUGUACCUCGAUUCCAGCCUAUCAAUGAACAUCAAACUAGAGAGGUUGAACAGUUAACAAAUCAUCUGAAAGAAAAAACAGACAAGUGCAGUGAGCUUUUGCUGUCUAAAGAGCAGCUUCAGAGGGAUAUCCAAGAACGGAACGAAGAAAUUGAGAAAUUGGAGUUCAGAGUAAGGGAACUGGAGCAAGCCUUACUCAUUAGUGCAGACACUUUUCAAAAGGUAGAGGACCAAAAACAGUGUGGAGCUAUAGAAGCUAAAGCAGAAUUGUCCCUAGAAGUACAGUUGCAGGCUGAGCGAGAUGCCAUAGACCGAAAGGAAAAAGAGAUUACAAACUUAGAAGAACAGUUAGAGCAGUUUAGAGAGGAACUGGAAAAUAAGAAUGAAGAAGUUCAGCAACUACAUAUGCAAUUAGAAAUACAGAAAAAGGAAUCUACUACCCGCCUCCAAGAACUUGAACAAGAAAACAAAUUAUUUAAGGAUGAAAUGGAGAAACUGGGAUUUGCCAUAAAGGAAUCUGAUGCUAUCUCUACUCAGGACCAACAUGGGUUGUUUGGAAAAUUUGCUCAAAUAAUGCAGGAAAAAGAAAUAGAAAUUGACCGAUUAAAUGAGCAAAUUACAAAACUUCAACAUCAACUUGAAAUUACAACAGAUAAUAAGGUUAUUGAAGAAAAAAAUGAACUGAUAAGGGAUCUUGAAACCCAAAUAGAAUGUUUGAUGAGUGAUCAAGAACGUGUGAAGAAAAAUAGGGAAGAAGAAAUUGAACAGCUCAAUGAAGUGAUUGAAAAACUUCAACAGGAAUUGGCAAAUAUUGAACAGAAGACAUCAGUGGAUGCUGUCUCUUUCCCAGAAGAAGCAGAUAGUUUAAAACAUCAGUUGGAUAUGGUAAUAGCUGAAAAACUGGCUUUGGAACAGCAAGUAGAAACCACUAACGAAGAAAUGGCUUUUACAAAAAAUGUCCUUGAAGAAACCAAUUUAAAAAUGAACCAGCUAACACAAGAAUUAUGCAGCUUAAAGAGAGAACGUGAAAAUAUGGAAAAAAUCCAAAGUGCACCAGAGAAAAGUGUUAAUACGGACAGAGAUGACCUGAGCAAAACCAAACCUGAACUGAAAGUUCACCUUACUGAGAAUGCCCUUAAACCCCUAGAAAAUCAAACUUACCUCACAUCUUUUGAAGAAAACAGCAGAAGUUCAAUAAGCAGUUUGGAAACAAAGGUGCUACAACUUGAGGGCACUGUGAGUGCAAAGGACUUGGAACUCACCCAGUGUUACAAACAAAUAAAGGACAUGCAAGAGCAAGGCCAGUCUGAAACAGAAAUGCUUAAACGGAAGAUUGUAAAUCUACAGAAUAUACUUGAAGAAAAAGUUGCUGCUGCUCUUGUGAGUCAAGUCCAACUUGAAGCAGUUAAGGAAUAUGCAAAAUUCUGUCAAGAUGAACAAGCAGUUUCAUCAGAACUUGAAAGAACAAAUGUACAGAACUUAAAUCCAGUAACAGACAAUGAGAUGGAACCAGAUGUAUUAGCAUUAACCUUGAGAAUAUCAGAAUUAGAGAGCCAGGUGGUUGAAAUGCAGACUAGUUUGAUUUUAGAAAAAAAGCAGGUAGAAAUUGUGGAGAAAAAUGCUUUGGAAAAAGAAAAGAAGCUACUAGAACUACAGAAGUUACUGGAGGAGGAGAAAAACGAGGGAGGUAAAGAAAGGAAAAGAAGCCCUGAAGGAGAUUUUGAAGUUCUCAAGACAAGUACUAAGCCUGUUCAUACCAGUGAAGAAAGUGGAUUUUUUUGUCAACUUGAGGCUCUUAGAGCUGAAUCAUCAGCUAUCAAAGAAGAACUUGCCAAUUAUAAAGAGAAAGCAGAAAAGCUUCAAGAAGAGCUUUUGGUAAAAGAAACAAAUAUGGCAUCUCUCCAGAAAGAUUUAAGCCAAGUUAGGAAUCAGCUCACGGAAGCAAAAGAGAAAUUAUCCUCCUUCUUAGAAAAAGAAGAUAAGACUGAGGUACAAGAAAACAGAAAAGUGUGCAUAUUAGAGCCACGUCCCACUAAAGUGGGUAAAAGUCUGGCAUCCCAGACAGAGGGGACUCUCAAGGUCAAUAGCAGCAGUCAGACUCCACAAGUUUUUGUUAGAAAUGCAGGAAUCCAAAUUGAUUUACAGAGUGAGUGUUCCUCAGAAGAAGUCACUGAAAUAAUCAGUCAGUUUACUGAAAAAGUUGAGCAGAUGCAAGAACUACAUGCUGCUGAAAUUUUGGAUAUGGAAUCCAGACAUAUUUCAGAAACUGAAACUUUAAAGAGGGAGCAUUAUGUUGCUGUACAGUUACUGACGGAGGAAUGUGGUACCUUGAAGGCAGUGAUACAGUGUCUGAGAUCUAAAGAGGGAUCCUCAGUUCCUGAAUUAACACAUUCUGAUGCUUACCAAACUAGAGAAAUAUGUUCCAGUGAUUCUGGAUCAGACUGGGGUCAAGGAAUUUAUCUUACACAAAGUCAGGGGUUUGACACAGCAUCAGAAGACCGAGGAGAUGAAGGGGAAGGUUCAACAGAUUCAUUUCCAAAGAAAAUAAAGGGAUUACUGAGAGCUGUCCAUAAUGAAGGCAUGCAGGUGCUUUCCCUCACUGAGUCUCCCUAUAGUGAUGGAGAGGACCAUUCUGUUCAGCAAGUGUCAGAAUCUUGGCUAGAAGAAAGAAGAGCUUAUCUCAGUACAAUCUCAUCUCUUAAGGAUUUAAUUACGAAAAUGCAAGUGCAAAGAGAUGCCGAGGUUUAUGAUGGUUCCCAGUCUCAUGAGAGCCCCCCAGACUGGCGAGGUGAACUCCUGCUUGCUCUUCAGCAAGUUUUCUUAAAGGAGCGCAGUGUUUUACUAGCUGCAUUUCAGACUGAGCUGACAGCUCUAGGUACUAGAGAUGCAGUUGGAUUAUUAAACUGUUUGGAACAGAGAAUACAAGAACAGAGUAUUGAAUAUCAAGCAGCUAUGGAAUGCCUCCAGAAAGCAGACAGAAGGAGUUUGUUAUCUGAAAUUCAAGCACUGCAUGCUCAAAUGAAUGGUAGGAAAAUGGCUCUGAAAAGAGAACAAGAAAAUGAUCAACCAGGCCAAGUUCUUUGUGAGGAUAACCACCUAAAAGAAAAAGAAAUCUACAAUGAAAAACUCUUGGAGUAUAAUAUACAGCAGAAGCAGUCUCAGAUGCUGGAGAUGCAAGUGGAGCUCAGCAGUGUGAAGGACAGAGCAGCAGAACUGCAGGAACAACUGAGUUCUGAGAAAAUGGUGGUUGCUGAACUGAAGAGUGAACUUGCACAAACUAAAUUGGAACUAGAAACAACACUCAAGGCACAACAUAAGCACCUAAAGGAAUUAGAGACCUUCAGGUUGGAAGUUAAAGAUAAAACCGAUGAAGUACAUUUGCUUAAUGACACAUUAGCAAGUGAACAGAAAAAAUCCAGAGAGCUCCAGUGGGCUUUGGAGAAGGAGAAAGCCAAACUAGGACGCAGUGAAGAGCGGGAUAAAGAAGAACUUGAGGAUUUGAAAUUUUCACUUGAGGGUCAGAAACAAAGGAAUAUCCAGCUAAAUCUACUGUUGGAACAACAGAAACAACUACUAAAUGAAUCACAGGAGAAAAUAGAAUCGCAAAGAGUGCUACAUGAUGCCCAGUUAUCAGAAGAACGAGGUCGAAACUUAGAGCUUCAGGUACUUCUUGAAUCUGAGAAAGUUCGAAUACGGGAAAUGAGUAGUACCCUGGAUAGGGAGCGGGAAUUGCAUGCUCACUUGCAGAGCAAUGAUGAUAGUGGGCAGCCUCGGCCCUCCCUACCCUCUGAGGACCUCCUUAAAGAGCUACAGAAACAGCUAGAGGAGAAACACAGUCGCAUAGUAGAAUUGUUAAAUGAGACCGAGAAAUAUAAACUGGAUUCUUUGCAAACAAGACAGCAAAUGGAAAAGGAUAGGCAGGUUCACAAGAAGACGUUGCAGACAGAACAAGAGGCCAACACUGAGGGACAGAAAAAAAUGCAUGAGCUCCAGUCCAAAGUGGAAGAUCUUCAGCGCCAGCUGGAAGAGAAAAGGCAGCAGGUUUAUAAGUUAGACCUUGAAGGAAAGCGACUGCAGGGAAUUAUGCAGGAAUUCCAGAAGCAAGAACUACAACGAGAAGAAAAACGAGAAAGUAGAAGAAUUCUCUAUCAGAAUCUUAAUGAGCCAUCCACAUGGAGUUUAACCAGUGAUCGAACUAGAAAUUGGGUUCUUCAACAGAAACUAGAAGGAGAGACAAAGGAAUCAAGCUAUCUUAAACCGAUUGAAAUGAAUGAGGGAGGAGCUGGCUGUGAUCGUGCAUUAGAAAUCAUCAGACAAAAGCUUCAACAUGUGGCUUUAAAACUACAGCAUCUGGCCCGGAAAGCGUCCAAUAGACUGCAGUUUGAAACAGCAGAUGACGAAGAUUUCAUUUGGGUUCAGGAAAAUAUUGAUGGAAUUAUUUUACAACUACAGAAAUUAACUGGCCAGCCAGGGGAAGAGCCUAGUUUAGUGUCCCCAGGUACUUCUAGUGGCUCAUUGACUGAAAGACUGCUGAGACAAAAUGCUGAGCUGACAGGACAUAUCAGCCAACUGACAGAAGAAAAGAAUGAUCUGAGAAAUACGGUUAUGAAGCUGGAAGAACAGAUCAGGUGGUACCGACAGACAGGAGCUGGCAGAGAUUAUUCUUCUAGGUUUUCAUUCAGUGGUGGUGCCAACAUUGAAGACAUCAUUGCUUCUGAAAAAGAAGUCUGGAACAGAGAAAAAUUGACUCUUCAGAAAUCCUUAAAAAGAGCAGAAGCUGAAGUGUACAAACUGAAAGCUGAACUAAGAAAUGAAGCUUUACUUCAGAAUCUGAGCCCUGAUUCUGAGCAUGCUGCUAUAAAGAGAAUUUAUGGUAAAUACCUGAGGGCAGAAAGUUUUCGGAAAGCUCUCAUUUAUCAGAAGAAAUACCUGCUGCUGUUACUGGGUGGGUUCCAGGAAUGUGAAGAUGCCACCCUGGCUCUGCUUGCCCGGAUGGGGGGGCAGCCAGCCUUCACUGACCUCGAGGUGAUCACCAACCGUCCAAAGGGCUUCACCAGGUUUCGGUCAGCGGUCAGAGUGUCCAUGGCAAUUUCAAGAUGUGCUGUGAAACUUUUUCUUGGCAUCUUUUUUAGAAUGAAAUUUUUGGUUCGACGGUGGCAACGAGUCACAAGUUCUGGUUCUAUCAAUAUUAACAGGGAUGGCUUUGGACUGAAUCCAGGCACUGAAAAGACUGACCCAUUUUAUCAUUCUUCUGGUGGGCUGGAGCUAUAUGGAGAACCGAGACACACUACAUAUCGCUCAAGAUCAGAGCUGGACUAUCCUAGGUCUCCUGUACCUUUUCAGAAUAGGUACCCAGGCCCUCCAGCUGAUUUAAAUCCUGGUUCCUUAGCAUGUUCUCAGCUUCAGAAUUAUGACCCUGACAGAGCCCUGACAGAUUAUAUCACUCGGCUAGAGGCACUGCAGAGACGGCUUGGAACCGUACAGUCAGGUUCAACCCAGUUUCAUGCUGGCAUGAGAAGAUAAUCCUUUGGAACAUUAUGAAUCAAAGUGAUUUUAAACAGAUUCCCUUUUGUAAAUCAGUUCUUUUGUGCUUUUGUAUUGUGGAUAUUCAGCGGGACCAAUAUGAACACAGCUUAUGAUUGUAUACAAAUCCCUUGCCAGCACAUGAAAACAAACCGGAAUUUGUACAUAAUAGCAUUGUGUAUGUAUUCAUGCACAAUAAUCAUUUAAUUACAUGUAUAUUUGUGGAAUGCUAAUUUAAAUGAUUAAAUUAUAAACCUUGUGUAUUUAUCGGAUGGGUGAAAAGAUUAAACUUUUGCGCAUUAUGAUACUGCUGAAUGUGUAGCUUGAGGUGUCCUGUACUUUUCUUAUAAGGCUACUGAAUUACAUGUUUCUGCCCUAAUAUAUUUGCUACUGGUGAUGAAGACAGAUACUAUCACUUGUAGAGACCUAUUUUUGUAUAACGGUAGAAGUUUUGAAUUUUAUGGGGUAUUUUGUCAAGUACUGAAAUAAAAAUGACUUCACCAUUUUAA
Messenger RNA from Mirounga angustirostris (Northern elephant seal), 12643 nucleotides. It is a transcript of the gene AKAP9, whose product is annotated as A-kinase anchoring protein 9. The transcript has 53 exons. Gene Ontology annotation, molecular function: molecular adaptor activity; potassium channel regulator activity; DNA binding. The record is from RefSeq and is a predicted model, not a curated record. NCBI's taxonomy places the organism in Eukaryota, Metazoa, Chordata, Mammalia, Carnivora, Phocidae. Gene Ontology annotation, biological process: positive regulation of peptidyl-serine phosphorylation; regulation of ventricular cardiac muscle cell membrane repolarization; maintenance of centrosome location. Gene Ontology annotation, cellular component: Golgi stack; synaptic membrane; centrosome. The coding region runs from base 528 to 12134 and encodes 3868 amino acids.